Molecule: messenger RNA, 1235 nt
Organism: Camellia sinensis
Lineage: Eukaryota; Viridiplantae; Streptophyta; Magnoliopsida; Ericales; Theaceae
Product: NAC domain-containing protein 2
Biological process (GO): regulation of DNA-templated transcription
Molecular function (GO): DNA binding
Source: RefSeq, a predicted model, not a curated record
UCAAACAUUUCAAACACUCUCCCUUUCUCUUCUCUCUCCCCUAAGCCUCUCUCUCCUCUCUCAUUAGCUAAUCAAGGAUUGGAGAACUACCCAAUUCUUGGAACCCAAAUUGUCUUUUUAUUUUCUAGACCUAACCCAUAUUUUUAUUUUUAAUUUUUGGCUAGGGUUAGAACCCAUAUUGUUACCAUUUCUCGCUGGUGAUUUGUUUGGUAUUAAUUCAAACAAAAAAAAUGGUAGGAAAGAACAACUCAAACCUCCCUCCUGGUUUUAGGUUUCACCCAACUGAUGAGGAACUAAUCAUGUUCUAUCUCAAAAACCAGGCCACAUCAAAGCCAUGCCCUAUUUCAAUCAUCCCUGAAGUUGAUAUCUACAAAUUCGAUCCUUGGGAAUUGCCCGAGAAGGCAGAAUUUGGAGAAAAUGAAUGGUAUUUUUUUACUCCGCGUGACCGGAAGUACCCGAACGGGGUGCGGCCCAACCGAGCCGCUGUGUCGGGUUAUUGGAAGGCCACAGGGACAGACAAGGCAAUUUACAGUGGAUCUAAAUAUGUUGGUGUGAAAAAAGCCCUUGUGUUCUACAAGGGUAAGCCACCGAAGGGUGUCAAGACAGAUUGGAUUAUGCAUGAAUAUAGAUUAAAUGAUUCAAGAAGACCAACCAAUAACAAGCAAAAUGGGUCCAUGAGGUUGGAUGACUGGGUGCUUUGUCGGAUCUACAAGAAGAAAAACAUGGGAAGAGCAAUGGAGCAAAAAAUUGAAGAUUUCAGUACCCAAACAGGGACUACAAAUGAUGCUAGUAGCUCACAAAUGCUGAAAUUCCCAAGGAAUUGUUCACUUUCUCAUCUAUGGGAAUUGGAUUGCUUGGGCUCAAUUCCUCAACUAUUGAGUGAAAAUUCAUACAAUUCCAACUUUGAAAAUCAGCAAAACACUUUGGGAAAUUCCGGAAACGGUCACCGUGAGAUGGAGAAAAUUCAGUUGGGGGAAAUGCUGCCAUACCAACACAUGGAUUCAAUGAAGUUUCAAGCUAGCCAUAGUAAUGCAGUGCUAAACCAGCCGUUUUUUAUGAAUCCAAUGUUUCAAUUUCAGUGAUGUUUUGCGUAGCUUUAGGCAUUGGGGAAAAAAAUGUUUAGAUUGUGUUUGUUUAGGCUUUUGAUUGGGUGCACCAACUGUUCAAAAAUUGUAAAAUUUUUAUUUAAUGAAAACAAAUAUUUUACAUGCCUCUUGAAGUGGGCAUGAUAUAAA